Molecule: messenger RNA, 1890 nt
Organism: Laetiporus sulphureus 93-53
Lineage: Eukaryota; Fungi; Basidiomycota; Agaricomycetes; Polyporales; Laetiporaceae
Product: DUF1716-domain-containing protein
Exons: 11
Coding region: 1-1890 (629 amino acids)
Cellular component (GO): spliceosomal complex
Source: RefSeq, a predicted model, not a curated record
AUGAACAUUGACGAGCUCUUCAAGGUGCCAAAGCUCCCUGCAGGGAGUAAGAAAAGGCGCAUGCCGGACAAUCCAAGUCCGGAGAUACUAAAGCGCAUGCGCAUGGACGUUGAAGACUCAUCGAUUCCAGAAGUCCCACCACAAAAUCGCACAGGCAAGGGCAAGGCGCGUGCCGUGACAGUGCAUGACGAGGAGGAAGAGGAAGAGGCGACGGAAGCAGACUUUGCCCCCGGAGGUGACGCGGACUACUUCGCGGAAGAAGACGAGGAGGGACGGUUCUUUGGUGGUGGUUUGACCAAUCAACAGAAGGAUAUCUUGAAUAUUUUUGACAGAGAUGGGGGCGAGGAAGCACGAGAAGACUUGGAAGAACUUUCACUUCCAGGUGUACGCAGGCUGCUUCUGCGGUUUGAGCGUGCAGCCAAUAGGAACCAAGACCAGAGGUCUAAAUACCCAGACGACCCGACAAAAUUCAUUGACUCAGAAGCAGACCUCGACGCUGCCAUUGAAGCUCUCCUCCCGCUCGCCCAGGUCCCGACCAUCGCCUACCCUGAGCUCGUCAAAACUGGUGCUCUCGCGCGACUAGUCGGGUUGCUCAGUCAUGAAAACGCAGACAUCGCCAUCGACAUAGUGGGAGUCGUGCACGAGCUGACGGACGAGGAGGUAGGCAAUGAGAACGAGGAGGAGGAGGAAGGCGAGGGUUCUAGGGAAGAGGCCCUGAAGAUGCUCAUUGAGGGCCUGAUGGAGAACUCGAUAUUCGAGCUGCUGGUGGACAAUCUGGGUCGUCUGAACGAAGAAGAAGAGUCGGAUAAACAGGGCGUUUUCCACAUCCUGGGAAUAUUUGAAAAUAUCAUCGGGUUCAAUGCCGAUUUUGCGCCUCAGUUGGUCGCGAAGACCUCGAUUAUAAAAUGGCUACUUAAUCGGAUACAGUCAAAGACCCAUGACGAGAACCGCGGCUAUGCGGCAGAGCUAUUGUCCAUCCUGCUACAGAACAAUCGGGCGAAUCGUUUGGAGCUCGGCAAGCAAGAUGGCGUUGAGGCCAUCUUAAAAGUGCUAUCUCAAUAUCGGCGAAAAGAUCCAGUGGACCCAGAUGAGACGGAGUUCAUGGAAAACGUCUUCGAUUCAUUAUGCUCCGCACUUGCUGAGCCCGAGAUUAAGGAGCUCUUCCUGAAAAGCGAGGGUGUGGACCUGAUGGUGCUCAUGAUGAAGGAGAAGAUGCAGUCACGAUCACGGUCUAUCAAGGUGCUUGACUAUGCGAUGUCAGGUCCAGCAGGGACGGAAGCUUGCGAAGUCUUUGUCGAAGCACUCGGAUUGAAGACGCUAUUCUCUGCGUUCAUGGGCAAGACGUCGAGGAAGCACAAGCAUGCGUCUGCACCAGCCUCGGAGGAUGCCUCGCAUACGCUUGGCAUUAUCUCCUCGCUCUUGUCUAAUCUACCUUCAGACUCGCCUGCUCGCAUCCGUCUCCUCGCAAAAUUUGUCGAGAAUCAAUACGAGAAACCGGAGAAGCUCCUUGAGAUCAGGGAUGCGGCACAGGGCCGAUUAAAGCAGGUUGAGAAGGAGAUCGAGGCAGAAAAGAAGGAGUUGAUCGACGGAGGCGAAGAGAUCGGUCCAGAAGAAGAGGACCUGUUCUACCUCCGGCGACUCGAUGGCGGCUUGUUCACGUUGCAAACGGUGGACUACAUUCUUGCAUGGAUUGUCAUGGAAGACGACGGCAUCCGAGCACACGUGCAGCAAAUGCUCAAGCGGAAAAACAAUUCCCUCAAGGACAUCAUCGGCACACUGCAGAUCUACCACGACAACAUCAACGAGGAGGACACGGGUGGCGAGGAGGACGGCGCGUUGUCCCGCAAGGAGAUCCUGCGGAAUCUAAUAGCAUUCCUCGAGGGAUGCUGA